Molecule: messenger RNA, 447 nt
Organism: Penicillium daleae
Lineage: Eukaryota; Fungi; Ascomycota; Eurotiomycetes; Eurotiales; Aspergillaceae
Exons: 3
Coding region: 1-447 (148 amino acids)
Source: RefSeq, a predicted model, not a curated record
AUGGAGCAAAUCCCACUUAUCGGUAAUUACUCGCAUAUUCACAAAGGUGUUCAGAAGAAUGUGGACGCCGUGAAGGCAGACAUCUAUCGAGCCGACAAGCAGGCUUCUAUCACUGGAACUGCGGUAGUUGUCGCUGGAGAUAUCACUAGGCAGGUUGCUCAACAUGGAGUCACCCGCAAAGUCCUAGUCACCGGAUUUGACAUCCUGGCGUUGACUAAGAGAUCCUAUAAAGAGUGGAAUGGUACGCGUUACUGGGAUAUCACUGUCGUUGUCAGUUAUUAUGGUGCUGUUCAGGUGUAUCCAGAGGGUGCACUUACUUCCAGCGCUGCACCUGAGAAUGCGUCACUGGAGGAACUUGAUUAUUCCAUCAAGUGUACCUUUGGUGGAAGCUGGCUUACCCCACUUGGACCCAUGGUCGGAACUGGAACCCUUGAAGCUCACACUUAA